AUGAUUGCUGUUAGGGAAGUGAUGCAACAGAAAGUCUAUUUUGAGAUUGGUGAUGGCCAGCAUAUAAAACUCUUCAGGGAUCCAUGGUGUAAAGGGCAGAUGUUCAGCUCAUUAUUUGGCCAUAGAGUGGUCAGAAGUAUGCAUCUCCAAAGCGAUGCUCCGGUCAGUUCACUGAUAUUUAAUGGAGCUUGGAGUUUGCAUAAUUUGCAAAGUGAUAACUUGGUAGCAGUACAGGUAUUUCUGCAGACUGUGGAAAUUAAAGGUGGAGAGGAUAAAUUGCUGUGGGAUGAUGGGAAUUUCAAUUUCAAGAACGCUUGGAAAUGUGUUAGACAUACUAAUAUUGUGGUACCAUGGUUCAAAUUGUGUUGGGGAAGGCUCAGCCAAGAUGGUCUAGCUGUGUUAAUGUUAUUGGAUAGACUUCCUACCAUGUGUAAUUUGCAGAGAAGAAGAGUCUGUUUGGUUUCUAGAUGCACACUUUGUCAGAAGAGUUUGGACACUACAGAUCAUGUGUUUGUUACCUGCCCUUUCUCUCAAGGUUUCUGGAAAUGGUUAGGUGGGAUUCUUGGUUGGGAUCUCAUUAAAUUUCAAGAUAUGUUAACAGCUUGGGACCUUUUCAAUUGGAUGGAUAAUUUAUAUAACAAGUCAAAACAGUUGCAAAUUCUUUUUGCUGCAGGUCUGUGGUACAUUUGGCGGGAAAGGAACAAUAGACUUCAUGGUUCCAUUAGCCUUCGCUUGGAGGUAGUGGCAAGGACUACCUUCCUGGAAGUGUGUGAUGUUCAGAGAAUUAAUUUUAUUGAUGUUAUUGUGUAA
Cornus florida is the source of this 810-nucleotide messenger RNA. RefSeq lists its product as uncharacterized. Lineage: Eukaryota; Viridiplantae; Streptophyta; Magnoliopsida; Cornales; Cornaceae. The transcript has a single exon. The record is from RefSeq and is a predicted model, not a curated record. The coding region runs from base 1 to 810 and encodes 269 amino acids.